UUUAAACUCAAUCGAAUGCCAAUUGGCGCGUUUAAGGCACAUUUAACAAUAAAAAGAUUCAGUUUAUAAAAUGAAUAAAUAAAUUAAUAACUUUAAUAUCAAUUUCAUAGAUAAUUCUAUGUAUACAUAUUACAGUGUAAUAUACAUAAUAUAGAAUAAUUAUUAAAUAUGAAGAGCAUUAAGGUUACAUUAAAUAAGCCUAAUCCAUUGUUUGAGCUCUGGCUGGAAGAAUGGAAAAAAAAAGCAAUAUUUCAAGGAUCUGAUCUGCAACAUCAUUUUACAAAAGCUUUGAAUACUUUAAGAAAAUAUCCAUUACCAUUAGAUUCUGGAAAAGAUUGUAUAAUUUUAAAACAUUUUGGCUUAAAAUUAUGUACAAUGUUAGACAGAAGACUCAAAGAACAUAAAGUGCAUCAAAAAGAAAUGGAGCGUACAAAUAAUGUUUGCAAAUGUGAUAGUUGUUGUCGUAGUGAAUUCAUUCUUUCGUCGAGAGAAAAACGUAUGAAAAUUUAUAAAGAAGAAAUUAGAAAAUAUAGAACGAGGCAAAUAGCAGCAUCCAAAAAGUCUUUUUCUUUGUCGUCAUGGAAUUUUGCUUGUUAUGCUAUAUUGUUAACAUUAUACAAUAAAGAAGAAAACUUAAGUUAUUCUGAAUUAUUGUAUGAAUCUAAACAAUUAUACAACACAUCACUAAAAUCAUUGGAUCCAGAUAUAUGUGAUGGAAAAUCAUCAAUUUCUAUAUUAAUUGCUAACAAAUUAAUAUAUUUAAAGCAAUUUCCUCUUAGGUACUAUUUAACCGAACAAGGGGUAUGUUUAGCUAUAAAAAUAAAACAAAUUUUUAAUUUGAGAAACUAUGAUAAACAUUUACUCCAAAUUUAUUUAAAAAAACUGCAAAAUUCUUUACCAACACAAAAUUAUGAUUGUGUUAUGGAUGAGACCGAUAUUAAAGCAGAAAGUAUCCCUAAAUCUAGUAAUGAAAAAAAUAUUGAAAAUGAGGAAAAUAAACAAAAAUCUCCUUUAUUUAAUUGCUUAAAAACAUCUGAUCAAAUACAACAAAAUACAAUAAAACUAUCAUCAAAUGUAGUAGAUAUUAUGUUAAAUGGAACUCAAGAUGAAUUACAAUUAAAAUCAUAUUCUUUUGACAUAGUUUUAUUAGUAGAUACUAAAGAGACUUGUGGUGGAAAAACAAAACCUCAACAUGAUGCAACGUUGAUGGAAUUAAAACAAUUAGGAGUAUUAUUUGAAGUACGUCAUUUAAAAAUUGGUGACUUUACCUGGAUUGCUAAAUGUAAAUAUACUAAAAAAGAAUUAAUUUUACCAUAUAUAGUAGAAAGGAAACGAUUAGAUGAUUUAAGUGCAAGUAUUAAAGAUGGACGAUUUCAUGAGCAAAAGUUUCGUUUAAAACAAUCUGGAAUACAAAAUCUUUUAUAUAUAGUAGAGGAUCACGAUAAGAUUACACGAACUGGAAUUCCACUUUCAACAUUAUUACAAGCAUCUAUUAAUUCAUUGGUACAAGAUAAUUUUAUUGUCAAAUAUACAGAUAGUCAUCAAGAUUCAAUGUCAUAUUUAACAACUUUAACAAGUACUUUAUGUAAAAUUUAUGCUAAAAAAAAUUUAAUAGAACGUAAAAAAGAAAAUCUUCUACCAAUAGAUGUUUCUAGUGAUUCGAUUCUACUUAUGAAAUUUGAAGAAUUUAAUAAAGCUGCAUCUAAAUUGAAAAAUUUUAAUGUACGUCAAAUGUUUGUUCGUCAAUUAUUACAGUUAAAAGGCAUGUCAGUAGACAAAGCAUUAGCAGUUGUAGAAUGUUAUCCUACACCACUCAUGUUAAUUAAUGCUCUACAUAAAUCUGAUUAUGGAGAAACAUUAAUAGCAAAUAUACAAUAUGGACAACAAAAACGACAAAUUGGACCAACUAUUAGUAAAACUGUUUAUUUAUUUUAUACACAGCAAGAAUUGAAAUAAUUGAAUUGCAGAGGAACAUUUGUUGUUCUUAUUGAGAAAGGAAAAAUAAUGCAAUUUUUAAGAAAAAUAUAAAAUCAUAUUUACCAUAUUUAUAGUAUAUGUUAUAUCAUUAUAUUGUAUGGAAAUAAUAAUGCGAUACGAUCAACGAA
This is a messenger RNA of Vespula vulgaris, 2105 nucleotides long. RefSeq names its product crossover junction endonuclease MUS81 (gene mus81). Gene Ontology annotation, biological process: resolution of meiotic recombination intermediates; mitotic intra-S DNA damage checkpoint signaling; double-strand break repair via break-induced replication. The coding region runs from base 169 to 1956 and encodes 595 amino acids. Gene Ontology annotation, molecular function: DNA binding; crossover junction DNA endonuclease activity; 3'-flap endonuclease activity. Gene Ontology annotation, cellular component: nucleus; Holliday junction resolvase complex. The record is from RefSeq and is a predicted model, not a curated record. Lineage: Eukaryota; Metazoa; Arthropoda; Insecta; Hymenoptera; Vespidae. The transcript has 8 exons.